Messenger RNA from Clarias gariepinus (North African catfish), 4064 nucleotides. It is a transcript of the gene tyro3, whose product is annotated as TYRO3 protein tyrosine kinase. The transcript has 19 exons. Gene Ontology annotation, molecular function: ATP binding; protein binding; transmembrane receptor protein tyrosine kinase activity. Lineage: Eukaryota; Metazoa; Chordata; Actinopteri; Siluriformes; Clariidae. Gene Ontology annotation, cellular component: signaling receptor complex. Bases 281 to 2896 code for a protein of 871 amino acids. Gene Ontology annotation, biological process: protein phosphorylation; nervous system development; cell surface receptor protein tyrosine kinase signaling pathway. The record is from RefSeq and is a predicted model, not a curated record.
UCCAGUAGCGUCCGGAGCCGCCGUGCUGCUUGCUUCGCGACUUUGCGAGUAGUUUAUCGAUUAGAAAUGUAGAGCUUAGUUUUACUUCUGAACUUUAGAGUGUAACGCGUUUUUGUACACCCGUACACCUUUAAAUUAUCAAGGUUUCCUCAAAAGUUUCUCUGUGCUGGAGCCGGUCUCGGUGUGUACUGUAGCUGAUGGGCUCCUGUUCCUCCUGUAGCGAGAAAGUUCAGUCCGAGUAAAGUUGUUUAAAUCAGCGCUUUUAUAAGAUUAUGCUGAAAUGGGGAUUUAUCUAUGGAUGAUACUCAUUCUGUUACACUACACUUCCAGAGUUCAAGGGUUGAAGUUUACCAAGAACCCAGCCAACCUCACAGUAACCCAAGGUAACGUGGCCCGUCUUGGCUGUGCUGUUGAGGGCUUAAUGGAGCCAGAGAUCGUGUGGAUGAAGGAUGGAGAAAAACUGUACAGCAUGGACCAGAUGUACAUCACUAUAGACACCUAUCACUGGGAGACAUAUCACAGUAUAAAAUCAGUCCAGCAGCAGGAUGCUGGGAAAUACUGGUGUGAGGUUGAGCAUCAUGGUACAGUCAUCUCCUCUGAGCCAGCCUGGAUCACAGUGGAAGGCGUACCUCACUUUACAUUGGAACCACAGGAUAUAGCAACAUUUCCAGGUGUUCCCUUUAACCUGUCGUGUGAAGCUGUUGGGCCUCCAGAACCCGUGCAAGUGCUCUGGUGGCUGGCAGGAGAACAAAAAGGGGAUUUCAGGCCCUCUCCAUCUGUCCUCCGGGUAGAAGGUGUAAAUGACAGCAUAAAAUUUUACUGUGAAGCCAAGAAUGCAAGAGGUAUUUCUGUCUCACGGACUGGCACCGUGUUUAUUAAAGUAUCUCCCGAUUUUCCUACUAACAUACAGAUUGACCAGGUGUCUAAUAAUGUGACUCUCAUGUGGAGCCCAGGGUUCACUGGGUAUUCUGACUUGUCCACCUGCACCAUUCAGAUGUCUAAGAGCUCAGGGAGAAAGAUAAAACUUCCUGACCAGCAAGUUACAGUGCCACCCUUCCAUCACACGGUUGCUGGACUCAGCAGUCACUCCAAUUAUAGCUUUCGAAUCCGCUGUGGCAAUGAGGUUGGGUCCUCCCCUUUUUCUCCUUGGAUGGACUUUCAAACUUCAGAAGCAGUGCCCUCAGCUUCGCCCAAGAACCUAAGCUUUCAGUUGACAGAGCAGCAGCUCACCCUGACCUGGGCAGCGCUCGAAGGAGAGGACCUGAAUGGACGACUGCUGGCCUAUAAGCUGCAAUGGAAUGUGGGAGGAGAGAGCCAGGAGCCAUUACUGUUUAAGGAAAACUUUGCCCAUGUCUCUGGAGGUUCUCGCUUCUUCAAUGCCACUUUUCAAGUGGCUGCUUGCACAGUGGUUGGAUGUGGGCCCUUAAGCCAGCCAGUGCUCAUUAUGCCAGCUUCAGCUGUGCAAGCUCAGUCUCCAAGAGGGCACAUGUGGGUGGGUCUGCUUUUUGGACUGCUGGUGGCCACGGUUCUGGGACUUCUGCUAAUGGUAUUGGUACACCGCAGAAGCAAAGAGUCUCAGUUUGGAUCUGCAUUCAAGUCAUCAGGGAGUGAAUCUGUGGUGUCCUUUACUGCAGCAAGAUCUUUCAACAGGCAGGGCUUAGAGGUCCCGGAAUACACACUGGACAGUUUGGGCAUCAACGAUGAGUUAAAGGCCAAGUUGCAGGAUGUUCUAAUCUCAGAAAGGCUUCUCACUUUAGGAAACAUGUUAGGAAAAGGGGAGUUUGGCUCAGUGCGAGAGGCCUUCCUCAAGAUGGAGGACAGCUCGGUACAGAAGGUGGCAGUGAAGGUACUGAAAACUGAUAUCACCUCUUCAAGUGAUAUAGAGCAGUGCCUUAAAGAGGCUGCCUACAUGAAGGACUUUCAUCAUCCCAAUGUCAUCCAGCUUAUAGGUGUAAGUUUGCAUAGACGGCCUCAGCAGCGGUUACCUAUUCCUAUGGUGAUCCUUCCCUUCAUGAAACACGGGGACCUGCAUACUUUUCUCCUUAUGUCCCGCCUGGGGGACGAACCCUUUACCCUCUCGGUACAAACUCUUGUCCAGUUCAUGUUGGAUGUUGCUCGGGGAAUGGAAUAUCUUGGCAGCAAAAAUAUCAUCCACAGGGAUUUAGCUGCUCGCAACUGCAUGUUGAAUGAGAACAUGACUGUAUGUGUAGCAGACUUUGGUCUUUCCAAGAAGAUCUACAGUGGUGAUUAUUACAGACAAGGGUCUGUCUCAAAGUUACCAGUGAAAUGGAUUGCACUGGAAAGUUUGGCUGACAAUGUUUAUACAACGCAAAGUGAUGUGUGGGCUUUUGGGGUGACCAUGUGGGAGAUUAUGGCUCGAGGACAGACUCCUUAUCCUGGGGUGGAAAACUCAGAAGUCUAUGAAUACCUCAUUAAGGGUGAAAGGCUUAAACAGCCUCCAGACUGUCCUGAUGACAUUUAUGAGAUAAUGCACAGCUGCUGGUCUCCUGUCCCUAAGUGCCGUCCCAGUUUCCAACAACUAGUGGCUCAGUUAGAGAAUCUCUGGACUGAACUUUCUCCAGCAGCCACAAAGGAGACACUGCUUUACGUAAACCUGGAAGAUGGAGACAGCGAGCCAGAUUCUGGACUCGGGGCUACCGCUGAUACACAGGGCACUUGUGAAGCACAAUGGGGUGUGCCUUGGCAAUGUGCAGAUAUGGAGGAGGAUGAAAAAAACUGGCUUGUAGUGCCCUCAGGGGCUGCUCUGGCUAUCGGAGGUGACUAUCGCUACAUUCUUGGACCAUGUGGGUCGACAGACAGGGAGAGCAGACAGUCUGAGGAUGGCAUCUCUGAGGAUAUCAAAGAUGAUGAAGAGGAUGCCAUCAUAAAUGUGUGACUUUUUAUACAACCUUUUCUGACUGAACAAAUCAGACUACUGUACAAAAACAGGAGGCAUUAUGUAACAGCAAAGUCUGAUAGACUGGAGGAACUUUUGAUAUCGUAAAGAACAUGCUAACUAUUUUGUGAGGCAACAUAUACCUACAGUAUACAAUCAGCUAAUACCAUGAAGUAUGCAUAGUUUUCAAGUUAUAUAUUAAUGUUUACAAGCAAAAUUAAGUUGUCACACUAAACAGCUCUAAAAAAUAACUAUAAAAGUGAAUUUAUGAACUUUGUACCAUAAGCAUUGAUUUACUGUAGUUGUUUCUCAUUAACUGAUGAAUUUUCUGUUAGAAAUCUGUCUUUUCCCUCGUCAUGGAUGAUCAUUGUUUGUGUAAAAAUCUUUUAAAAUGCCAUUGCAGAGUUUGUACAUCUACACAGGAUUGGUGGUUUGGUGCAUUACACAAAUUGUGCAUUUCAUAAGCUUUUUUUGAAUGUCCUUGUAUAUUAAGGGAUGUUACAGUAAGUGCUGAGAUGUGUAUUAUUGUUUUAAGCUAUUUUAAUGUUAAGUGGUCCACCUUUCACAAAUGCUGCAGAGUUCAAGUGUGCCUUAUUAGGGCAGAAUAACAGAUUUGAUAUUGUGCAUGUUUGCAUUUUAGUUUACCUCAUUAGUGUAUACGAACAUUUUUUUUCCCUGUUGCAUGUUUUAAAUUUGUACUUUGUACGGGGCUAUGUCAGUUGAAGUAUUUAACAUUCCUUGGCAGAAACAAAUAUGAACUGGGAUCACAAUUAGUAACUAGUGUCAUAUUGUCUAACAAGUUUUUUUUGUUUUGUUUUUUAUUUAGUGCACAUUAAUACAGAAAAUCACAAAUGAUUUGACUAUGAUUGUAUACAGUUCAAGCUAAGCCAUGCAAUAAUACAUGUAUACAUAAUAAGUAAUAUACAGGCAACAAAUAUCAGGUAGCAUUCCAUGUGGUAAAACACAGGCCAAACACUACACACAGCCUUUAGCUGACACUUGAAAUAUAAGAACCUUUUCGGUUAUUUUUGCUUAAAAGUAUUUACUGGGAAAGUUUCUCAUAACAGUAUUACAACAGUGAUAUUGCACUAUCCUCAACUGAAGUGGAACAUGUUUCUGUUCAAUGCAUAGUUCUGAUUUUGAAACAAUAAACAUGGAUUUUGUAGUA